UAGUUGGUAAGUUGGUUGAACCCAGUCGCUGGUCGCCAUUUUAGCUCAUUCCAUUCCAUUCUCCGUUCUUUUCCGGUCGGCACCAGUGCGUGGUUGUGUCUUACUAAUUUUAGCUGAAACAUAAUCUUUCUCCAUCUUCCAUAAUGAGAAUCUACAAAGACAUUUUUUCCGGAGAUGAGCUGUUCUCAGACUCAUUCAAAAUGAAGUUGAUUGAUGAUGUCCUUUACGAAGUAUACGGCAAGUUAAUUGUAAGAUCACAAGGCGAUAUUCAAAUAGAGGGUUUCAAUCCAUCAGCUGAAGAAGCUUCAGAAGGAACUGAAGAAGCAUGCGAAUCUGGAGUUGAUAUUGUACUGAAUCACAGAUUGGUUGAAUCAUAUGCCUUCCCUGACAAAAAAUCAUUUACUCUUUAUCUUAAAGAUUACAUGAAGAGGCUCGUUGAGAAACUUCAAGAGUCAGCACCAGAUCAAAUCGACUCCUUUAAAACAAACAUCAACAAAGUCAUGAAGGACAUUCUUGGCCGAUUUAAAGAUUUACAAUUUUUCACUGGUGAAUCCAUGGACUGCGAGGGUACUAUUGGUAUUAUGGAAUAUCGUGAUAUCGAUGGUGUAUCGACUCCAGUACUCAUGUUUAUCAAACAAGGUCUUGUAGAAGAGAAAUUCUAAAUAAUUAUUAGAUAAUCGAAUAAUUAUAAUAUAUAAUUUUAUAAAUUGGAACGAGAACUGCAAACAUGCUGCCGACAUAAAAUUAAAAUUUCAAAUAAAUCUUAAUGGCUAAAUUGCUUAUCCCCCGAUUAACUUAAUUUGUCAAUCCUUCAUCACGUGUAAUUAUUAUAUCCUUAAUUAUUAUUUAAAUUAAAUACUUUUUUCCAUGAGAUUAAAAGUCGAAAAUAAUAAUCAUAAGUAAUGAUAAUUUUUAAUUAAAAAAUUAGAAAAAAAAUUAUUGUAAAAAAAUGGAAGAUGGGGAAAGAAAUAAUUCGAUUUAUUCCUAUCAAUACUUUCUCAGCUUUUAUGAUUUUUAUUAAAUUAUUAUUAUAAUUAUUUUUAUUGUUUAUAAUUAUUUACGUAUUGACUGAGAAAGUUAAUUUUUUUUUUCAAUUAAUAAAAAUAAUUAAUUAACGUU
This is a messenger RNA of Microplitis demolitor, 1119 nucleotides long. RefSeq names its product translationally-controlled tumor protein homolog (gene Tctp). Lineage: Eukaryota; Metazoa; Arthropoda; Insecta; Hymenoptera; Braconidae. The coding region runs from base 144 to 662 and encodes 172 amino acids. Gene Ontology annotation, molecular function: calcium ion binding. Gene Ontology annotation, cellular component: cytoplasm. The transcript has 5 exons. The record is from RefSeq and is a predicted model, not a curated record.